Drosophila hydei is the source of this 1972-nucleotide messenger RNA. RefSeq names its product protein 5NUC-like. NCBI's taxonomy places the organism in Eukaryota, Metazoa, Arthropoda, Insecta, Diptera, Drosophilidae. Gene Ontology annotation, molecular function: nucleotide binding; metal ion binding; 5'-nucleotidase activity. The coding region runs from base 173 to 1876 and encodes 567 amino acids. Gene Ontology annotation, cellular component: plasma membrane. Gene Ontology annotation, biological process: AMP catabolic process. The record is from RefSeq and is a predicted model, not a curated record. The transcript is spliced from 7 exons.
AGUUCAGUUUGCUAACAGAUUGUGUGACGAGUGCAUCUAAACAGCUCGAUUUCAGAUCCAUUUAAAUUUCAAGGGGCUUUUUCAAUAAAUGUAAUUCCAACAAUUCGUGUGGAUAUCUUAAAAUACUCAUUAAACUUGGAUUAGACGUACAUAUAGUUGAUAAGUUGCAAAAAUGAGGCUAAUGUUUAUCCCAGUAUUUUUAAUGAUAUUUGGUCAAUUGAUUCGCGCUAAUUCCAUUAAAAGCUCAGCCAAUCAAAUUACCGAAUUUAUUAUACUACACAAUAAUGAUAUGCACGCAAGAUUUGAGCAGACGAAUAAAUAUGGUUCUGUAUGCAAUCAGGAUGAUGCCAGUAUGAAUAAAUGCUUUGGUGGCUUUGCAAGGGUAGCACAUGAAGUCCGAAAAUAUCGCGAGGAGGCCAAUAAUGGGGGUACUCCCGUGCUAUACUUAAAUGCAGGCGACACCUUCAGCGGAACUGUUUGGUUCACAGUCUUCAAGAAUCAAAUCGCUAGCGCCUUUCUCAACAAACUUCACCCGGAUGUGAUGUGCCUAGGAAAUCAUGAAUUCGAUGACAAUAUCGAGGGCCUAGUCUCGUUUCUUAAUGCUGUUGACUUUCCUGUUGUCGUGUCGAACUUGGACUACUCAAAGGAACCCGAACUGGUUGCCACCAAUAAAUUGAGCAACUCGACAAUUCUAGAGGUCAAUGGGACUAAAAUUGGCAUUAUUGGUUAUCUAACACCAAAAACCAAGGAGGACUACAUCAACAAAGUGGAGUUUCGUGAAGAAAUCACAUCCAUCAAUGCUGAGGCAACAAAGUUAAAGGAUCAAGGAAUUAAGAUAAUCAUUGCUCUGGGCCACUCUGGUUAUCAAAAGGAUCAGGAGAUUGCCAGAGAAUGUCCCGAUGUCGAUAUAGUCAUUGGUGGCCAUUCGCACACCUAUUUGGACGCCAAUAAACCCAUCGCUGACAAGGACGACACCAAUCCUGAGGCUGUGCGAGGACCCUAUCCCACCACAGUGGUUCAGCCAAGUGGCAAAAAAGUACCUGUGGUUCAGGUAUUCACCAAUUCGAAGUAUUUGGGCAAGUUACAUGUGCAGUUCGAUGCGGAUGGAAACUUAGUUCAAUUUGCUGGCUCGCCAAUUCUUUUGAAUGCUUCAGUUGCACAGGAGCAGGAUAUGCUGGAUUUACUGGACGUGUUUCGUCCAAAUAUAACGGCUAAAGGCGAGCAAGUUAUAGGCCACACCAGGGUACUUUUGGAGGGCGGCAAUAUGUGUCGACUGAGAGAAUGCAAUCUGGGUAAUCUGGUGGCAGACUCAAUGGUGUAUUCUCGCAUGCUGGAAAAUAAGGGCGGCGAAUAUUGGACUGAUGCAGCUAUUGCUUUGAUUUCGGGUGGUGGCAUACGCACCUCUAUCAACAAGAAGGCUGAUGGAGCUAUAACUUUUCGAGACAUGGCUGAAACGAUUCCCUUUGAGAAUCGACUGUUUGUAACGCGCCUUAGCGGAAAGACCCUGCUCAAUGCCUUGGAGCACUCAGCGUCUGUUCGUAACAAAGACUCCAACGGCGGCUUUCAGCAGCUAUCUGGCCUGCGAGUGGAGUACAACUACGAUAUGGCUGAGGGACAUCAAGUAACAUCCGUUUUAGUGCUCUGUGCCGAAUGCAAAGUUCCUUCCUACAGUAAACUCAAUGAAUCGGCUUACUACAACGUUGUGGUGCCCGAGUUUCUCAUGAAUGGCGGCGAUGGAUUUACUCUCAUUGAAGCGAACAAUCCUUUCACUGAACUACUGGGGAAGGAUGAUAAAGGUGCUCUACAACAGUAUCUAGAGGGAAACAAUUUAGUUUACACUGGCGUAGAGGGUCGCAUAGUUAUAACAAAAUCAUAAAUUAAUCGCGUUAACUUCCUUAAAUAUUUAGUAUUCAAAUACUCAUUUCCACUUCUAAUAAACUAAUUAUGAGCAUAUUUACCAAAUUCAUUGAAU